UAUGUGCCCAGCUGCCCAUGUUGAUGUCGUUGCUCUUCGCCUCUUCCAAUGUCCGACGCCUACCUCAACUACGACGCGCUUAAGCUGCCUGCGCACAUCGAGACGGUGCUGCUCACAGGCGCCGGUGGCUUCGUCGGACGCGAGGUCACAAAGCUCAUGCUCAACCUUUACCCUGCCCUCCGGAUAAUCACCACCGACAUUGUCGAGCCGCCGCGCUUCACAGACGAUGCGCGGCUGCGCGUCGUCAAGGCUGACCUGGGGGAUGACGCGCAGAUCGAGAGCCUGUUCAAGGGCGAGAAAGUGGGCGGCCUGAUCGCGUUGCACGGCAUCAUGUCCGGCGGUUCCGAGGCAAACUUCGAGCUGGGGUACGCCGUCAACGUCGACAGCCACGUCGCGCUGCUCAAAGCCGCACGGCGGCACGCGGAUGGCAUCCUGGGCCGUCCGAUGACAUACGUCUUCGUCUCAAGUCUGGCGGUGUAUGGUGGGGACAAGUGCAAGCCGACAGACCGCGUGAUUCCGCCAGACACCCCCAUCAUCCCCGGCACGAGCUACGGCGUGGAGAAGACCAUCGUCGAGCUGUACGCGUACGACUACGGCCGGCGGGGAUACCUCGACACGCGCUCGUGCCGCCUCCCAACGGUCGCGAUCCGCACCGGCGCGCCGAGCACCGCCGCGUCGUCCUUCAUCUCGGGGCUCAUCCGCGAGCCGCUGCAGGGCAUUCGCAGCGUCUGCCCCAUCGCCGAGUCCGAGGACGACCCGAUGCUCGACGGUAUGCCCGUGUAUCUCACGCGCGCCAAGACUGUUUUCCGCAAUAUCGUCUGGGGACUCUGCAUGCCGGCGGAGAACUUCAACUUUGGGAAGGGCGACCGCAGCAUCAAUAUCCCCGGCAUCCGGGUCACGCCGAGGCAGAUCCUCGCCGCGCUCAAGGAACAUGCGGGCGAGGCGGGCAUGCAGCUCGUCGAGUAUAGGAAGGACCCCGCGGUCAUUGCCAUCUGCGAGACGUGGGCCGGGGACUACGACUCGAGCGCAGAGAUCAAGCAGGGCUUUGUCGUCGACGACGUCGAGACCGGGUUCUCGGCCGCCGUGCAGGACUUCAAGGAGGAGCUGGCGGCGGAGAAGAAGUAGGACUGUAUCUAGGAAUGCAUGGGUGCGGGCAGGGAAAGCGCUUGCGCUGGAGCGAGAGGUGGGGUGGAUGAAGCUGCACCAAAGAGCGCGCACGAGCCC
Messenger RNA from Cutaneotrichosporon oleaginosum, 1224 nucleotides. RefSeq lists its product as uncharacterized. The record is from RefSeq and is a predicted model, not a curated record. Lineage: Eukaryota; Fungi; Basidiomycota; Tremellomycetes; Trichosporonales; Trichosporonaceae.